GCUUCAAUGUUUUCAUCAAAGAACUAAAUCUAUAAUCACGUGAUGAAUUUUGAUGUUUAAUCAAGGUCACAACAACAAAUACAACUGACAAUAACAAUAAACAAAAAAAUUGUAAUCAUCAAAUUAAACGUCAUAUAUUAUUGAUAAAAAAAGAACAACAAAAAGGUAUUAACUAUUAUUAACAUUAAUUAAAUUGUAAAAUAUAAUAAUUGAAUGAUAAAAAAAAAAAACAAUGUCACCUGAACCAACACAAGAAAUAAUGGAUGAAAAUUUAAAAGUACCACAAAAUGUUACAAUGGAAUUACAAGGUGUCAAUGAAUCAGACAGUGAGGAUGAUGAAGCUGGAGAACAUGGAUAUCUUCCACUGUCACAAGUGCCAACUGACAGUGAUGUUAUUCUAGAUGAUGAUGAUGUUGAUGGCGAGGAUGAUGAGUGGGUAUCAAAUGAUAAUCAUACAAAUGACAUGAUUCCAGUGCCAAAUGAUGAUUGUACAACGAAAAUAACACCAUCAGAAUUAACACAAGUAUGGACAACACCGUGUCCAGUAAAAAUACAUUUAGAUGCUGAUAAAAUAAACCAAGUUAAAACAGCAAUGGCUAAUUUUAAAUUACCAACAACUGCAAUACCAGAAUGGGCAAAUUCAGUUACUGAAGAACAAUGGAAAGAUAAAUUAAUUGAUAAAAUUAAAAAAAUACAAGAACAAUGAUUUAUUUAAUAAUUUAUUUGUUAUUUUUUUUCUUAAUAUUUUUUCAUUCAAAGAUAUAUUUUCAUUAUUAUUAUUAUUAUUAUCUAUUCUAUCAAAUGUUAUGAAAUAAUAAAAUAAUACUUGAUGAAUAUUACA
Molecule: messenger RNA, 841 nt
Organism: Aphidius gifuensis
Lineage: Eukaryota; Metazoa; Arthropoda; Insecta; Hymenoptera; Braconidae
Exons: 2
Coding region: 233-706 (157 amino acids)
Biological process (GO): spermatogenesis
Source: RefSeq, a predicted model, not a curated record